Gekko japonicus is the source of this 1420-nucleotide messenger RNA. It is a transcript of the gene CDR2L, whose product is annotated as cerebellar degeneration-related protein 2-like. The record is from RefSeq and is a predicted model, not a curated record. Lineage: Eukaryota; Metazoa; Chordata; Lepidosauria; Squamata; Gekkonidae. The transcript has 5 exons. Bases 1 to 1392 code for a protein of 463 amino acids.
AUGCUGAGCACUGACAGGAUGGACGAGUUUCAGAGUGAGGAAGAGGAACCUUGGUAUGACCAGCAGGAUUUGGAACAAGACUUACACUUAGCUGCUGAGCUAGGCAAGACCCUCCUGGAGCGGAACAAAGAGCUAGAGGAUUCUCUGCAACAGAUGUACACAACCAACGAGGAGCAAGUACAAGAGAUAGAGUAUUUGACAAAACAGCUGGAAAUGCUACGACAUAUGAAUGAGCAGCACACUAAGGUUUACGAGCAGCUGGAUAUGACAGCACGGGACCUAGAACUGGCCAAUCAGAAGCUUGUGCUGGAGAGCAAAGCAUCCCAACAGAAGAUACAAUGUCUGACAGAAACCAUAGAGGGGCUGCAGAAUCAGGUAGAUGAGCUACAAAAGCAGGUAGAAGAGCGGCAGAGCCUGGAUCAGCUGCGAGUCCGCCGUGAGAAAAGAGAGCGACGCCGAACCAUCCACACAUUUCCUUGCCUCAAGGAGCUGUUUUCGAGUCCUAGGUAUGAGGAUGCAUUCCAGCUUCACAGCUCUUCAAUGGAGUUCAAUCAGAUGCCCUUAGAGCGUGAGAAUGAGCGACUGCAAGCAAUGGUAAAUUCCCUCCGGUCUCAAGUCAACCAGGAAAAGCAGCGGAAGGAAAGGGUGGAGAGAGAGUACACAUCUGUCAUCCAGGAGUACUCAGACCUUGAACAGCGUGUGUGUGAGAUGGAGAGCUGCAAGCUGCGCAUUAAAGAGCUGGAGGCAGAGCUGCUGGAACUCCAGCAAAUGAAACAAGUCAAGAAGUACCUCCUCAGCAGAGAGGACAACCUCUCAGAAGCACUUCUGGAGCCUUUAAACAACGCCCCAGAAGCUGAUUACAUAGACUUGUCUGAGGAAGAUGGAGGUAAAAACCAUGAAUCUUCCAUGACAGCCUCUCCAAACCACCCCGUCCGGAAAAGCUGUAGUGACACAGCCCUAAAUGCUAUUGUGACCAAGGAUGCUGUGAGUCGCCAUGAGGGCAACUACACACUUCAUGCCAACAAUGUACGAAAGAGGGGGAUGUCAAUCCUGAGGGAGGUAGAUGAACAGUACCACGCCUUGCUGGAGAAGUAUGAGGAGCUCCUCAGCAAGUGCCGACAGCACAAGGACAGUGUGCGUCACGCUGGAGUCCAGACCUCCCGCCCCAUCUCUCGUGAUAGUUCAUUUAGGGACUUUCGGGGAGAGGGUUAUGAGCUAGAUGAGCUCAAGACAAUGGAGAAGAGCCUCAGCAAGCACGUAGAGGCCGUGGACAAGCGGCUUGAGCAGAGCCAGCCAGAGUACAAAGCCCUGUUUAAGGAGAUAUUCUCGCGAAUCCAGAAGACAAAAGCAGACAUCAAUGCCACCAAGAUUAAGAAGAAGGCCAGCAAAUGAACCCAACAGCCACGUCCAUCUGACGCAA